Molecule: messenger RNA, 771 nt
Organism: Morchella sextelata
Lineage: Eukaryota; Fungi; Ascomycota; Pezizomycetes; Pezizales; Morchellaceae
Exons: 4
Coding region: 1-771 (256 amino acids)
Molecular function (GO): hydrolase activity
Source: RefSeq, a predicted model, not a curated record
AUGAAGGUUUCAGUUCUUCUCUCACUCCUCGGUGUUUCGUUCCAGAUUGUAGCAGCUGCCCCAGCAAAGCACCAGAAAGCUGCCGAGUCGAAGCCUUCGGUGUUCCUUUUGGCAGGAGACUCCACGACUGCUACUCAGUCUACCGGUGGCGGGGGUUGGGGUGAUGGAUUCAAGAACUUCACACUCAAGGCGCCGAGCUUUGCCAUAAACUAUGGUCACAAUGGUGCUACAACGAGCUCGUUCAUGUCGGGAGGGGAUUGGGCGACAGUGUUGGGGAAGGUAGAGGCAUAUGCUGGUAACAGCACCGUUUAUGUUACGAUCCAGUUUGGGCAUAACGAUAUGAAACUCACCAAUUACACUGAAACCUUCAAGACAAACCUCCGCCAGAUGGUAGCCGAUGUCAAAGAAAGGAACGGUGAGCCUGUCCUCGUAACCUCGCUCUCCCGUCGUAACUACAAUGCCAACGGCACCAUCGCCGAUACCCUCGCCCCCUGGGCCGGGUACGCCAUUGAGGUCGCCGAAGAGACCGAAACCAACUACAUUGAUCUGUGGAAGAAUUCGGUCCACUACCUCGAGCAGAUUGGCGUAGCCGCAUCGCUAAAGCUAGCGCUGAAUGAUAAUGACAGAACCCAUCUAAAUGUUCCUGGGUCGAUUGUUUUUGGCAGGAUGGUGAGUGAUUUGUUGAAGAGGGAGAUUCCUGCGAUUGCGGCGGUAGUCAAGGAGAAUGCUACACUGAGCGAGCAGAUCUGGAGCGGGGUUGCCACUUUUUAA